This is a messenger RNA of Clonostachys byssicola, 1665 nucleotides long. Lineage: Eukaryota; Fungi; Ascomycota; Sordariomycetes; Hypocreales; Bionectriaceae. The record is from the annotation of a GenBank genome assembly.
AUGGUUCCAUUGCUAACCUUGACUGAACUCCUCCAGGCCAUUGCAACAUCCUCACAACUUCUACACCCCCCCACACUUCAUUUCCUCGAUAGCUCUACCAGCGACACCGCCGCUGGCUCAGCGUUGAUUUCAUACGAUGAAGUACAGAAGCAUACCUCGGCCGAAGACUGCUGGGUAAUCAUAAACGGUUAUGUAUACGAUGUGACUGAUUUCCUUCAACUGCACCCCGGAGGUGUCCAGGCCAUAGUGGCGCAAGCCGGAAAGGACGCCAGCAAGCUGUUCACCAUGCUUCACCCGCCCGACGCCCUUGGGACCCUCCCGACAGAGUACUGCCUAGGACCCGUGGACCCGGAGACCUUGCCGGCGCAGGAGGAGGAGGAGCUCUCGGAGGCUGAGCAGCUCCGGCAAGAGGCCCGGGAGAACAUGCCCCCCGCGGAGAACAUGGUCAUGGUGCAGGACUUUGAGGACUGGGCGCAGAAGGUGUUGAGCGAGACUGCUUGGGCGUACUAUCGGAGCGCGGCUGAUGAGGAGAUGAGUGAGUUUCUUGCUGCCCUUGUGGAUGGCGCAAGACGUUUUGUGCUGACAAUGGCGCUUGUAGCGUUUACUGAGAACCGCGAUGCCCUGCGCCGAUACUUCUUCCGCCCGCGCAUUCUACAGAAGAACUCCACCGAAGGCAUUACUGAGACGACCUUUAUGGGCAUCCCUACUAGUGUACCGAUUUUCAUCUCGCCCGCCGCAAUGGCGAAGCUCGGACACCCUCUUGGAGAAGUCAACUUGACCAAGGCUGCUGGAGAGUGUGGAAUUGUUCAGAUGGUGGGUGCAAGCAACUCCUUGGAAACUAUUGUGAUGCUCAUGAAACUGAUUGACAUCUCAGCCAACGCCAGUUGUGGACUUGAGGAAAUGUUCGAGGCCAAGCGAGAGGAUCAGUCUCUCAUCUACCAGUUAUACCUCAACAAGGACCGGGCUGCCUCCGAGACUCUCAUACAAAAAGUAGAGAAGCUGGGAGCCAAGGCCAUCGUCUUCACGGUCGACGUCAUGUGGCAGUCCAAGCGGACCAUGGAUGUCCGCGCCAAGUUGCCUUCUCCGGCUGAAGCUGCCGCAGCCGCGGCCGCUCCGGCCCCCGCCUCUGUUUCUCAUGCCAUCUCAGGAUAUCAGGACUACAACCUUACGUGGAGCGAUUUGGCCUUUAUCCGGUUGUUGAAGAAAAACACCAAGCUCCCCAUCAUCGUCAAGGGAGUCCAGUCGGUCGAGGAUGUCCAACUUUGUGCUGAUCACGGUGUGCAAGGCGUUAUUCUCUCAAACCACGGAGGUCGCCAAGCUGACUACUCCCCCGCCCCAAUCGAUAUUCUGUAUGAAGUUCGAUCAUUAAGACCUGAAUUAUUCGACAAAGUGGAAAUCAUGAUCGAUGGAGGCAUCCGCACUGGAGCUGAUGCCGUCAAGGCCCUUGCCCUGGGUGCUAAAGCCGUUGGAAUUGGACGUCCGGCCCUGUAUGCGAAUGGCACACAUGGAGAGGAGGGUGUUAAGCGCGUCAUCAACAUUUUCCAAGAAGAAAUUGCAAGCACCAUGCGGAAUAUCGGUGUCAGCAAGAUUCAAGAUCUCAAGCCAGAAAUGGUCGGGCCAGCAGGGCCGUGGGUAGGACGUAACAGGCCGCCAUACGUGCCUUGA